AAGGGCGGUGACGAGCGCAGCAGCUCCGCUAUUGGGCAAGGAGGCCUGAGGGACGGGCUGGCUGGGUGCAUAAGGACACCGGAACCGACAGCCUCGGCACAGUGAGGGCGAUGGAGGCCAACGUGCCGAAGCGGAAGGAGCCAGCCAAGUCCCUCCGCAUCAAAGUCAUCUCCAUGGGCAACGCCGAAGUGGGGAAAAGCUGUAUUAUAAAGCGCUACUGUGAGAAGAGGUUUGUGUCUAAAUAUCUGGCAACAAUUGGAAUUGACUAUGGAGUCACAAAGGUCCAAGUCAGAGACAGAGAAAUCAAAGUUAACAUCUUUGACAUGGCUGGACAUCCCUUCUUCUAUGAGGUCCGAAACGAAUUUUACAAGGAUACACAAGGCGUGAUACUGGUCUAUGAUGUGGGACAGAAGGACUCGUUUGAUGCCCUUGAUUCCUGGCUGGCAGAAAUGAAGCAGGAGCUUGGGCCUCACGGGAACAUGGACAAUAUCAUCUUUGUUGUAUGUGCCAACAAGAUUGACUGCACCAAACACCGCUGCAUCGAUGAAAGUGAGGGCCGUCUUUGGGCUGAAAGCAAGGGGUUCCUGUACUUUGAAACAUCAGCACAAACUGGAGAGGGAAUCAAUGAGAUGUUCCAGACCUUUUACGUGUCCAUAGUUGACUUGUGUGAUAAUGGUGGGAAACGUCCUACUGCAAAUAACAGUGCUAGUUUCACCAAGGAACAAGCAGACACCAUUCGCAGAAUUCGAAAUAGUAAGGACAGUUGGGACAUGCUGGGAGUCAGACCUGGGGCCUCAAGGGAGGAAGUCAAUAAGGCCUACCGGAAGCUGGCUGUACUGCUUCACCCGGACAAAUGUGUAGCGCCUGGCAGUGAAGAUGCCUUCAAAGCAGUUGUGAAUGCUCGGACAGCCCUCCUGAGAAACAUCAAGUAGAAAGCAGAGGAAGCAAAGGCGGGCUCAAGUGCAAACAGACUCUGCACUUGAAGUGAAAUAACCAACAUGGAUUUUUCCUUCACAAAUGCUCACUGUUCGGUUCCGUCAUGUGCUGUCAUUUGUAAGCUAAUAGUGUAGGUGCCUGUUACCAUGCUGUGGGCCUUUUACUGUGAGAUGCCCUGCUCUUGUGUGAGAGAGCCCCACAUCUCUUACACAUCACACUGCAUUUCUUAUUGCCAGAUAACUCGGUGUUCAUAACUGUAACAUCGCUUAGGCAUUGACUUCUGAAAAUCCAUGAGGCUUCCAGAGAAGGGGAGGCCAGCAGGACACUUUGCCUUGACAUGCCUCUCCUCCCGUGCACCCCACGCACCCAUCCAUGUACCAUCAUCAGAGAAGGGAAUAAAAUCAGGAAAGAGAAUGACAAGCAAGUGGACAGCACCCAGCCCCUGGGAGCUUAACAUUCCUGCUUCUUGGCUAGUAUUUUAACCAUCAGCCAAUAGUUAGAGUCAGGCAUGGGGGCACGUGCCUGUAAUCCUAGCACUCAGGAGGAUUGUGAGUUCGAGGCCAUCAGGAUUACAUGUUGAGACUCUCAAAGAAAAAAGGAAAAACAAGAACCCUUGUAGAAGAAUGUAAAGUGAGGUGACAUUGUUCUGUCGACCUGCCUUUUAGGGCAUUUCACUCUGUUCCUUCUUCAACCAGCAGGAGGAGAGAUGAGCCAGUGCCCAUAGGAGCUGGAGACCCCGAAGCCCACCCUGGAUCCCAGGUCUUUGCUCUACCCUAGAACUAGAUGUCAGCAAGCAGCAAGGAGUGCUGUGCCUCUGGGAGUGAGGGACCAGAGGCCAAGACAGAAGCACUUAGAAGACAUGCUGUAGAUUGCUUGGGAGUGUGCAUCCAGCCACACCACACAGAGGGAAAGGGCCAGCUGAACUGGGUGUGUUGGGCACUAGGAGGAGUCUUGCAUAAAAUGUAUCCCUCUCCUCAUUCCUUACCACAGAUGGCAGGAGAGACAGGCAGGUACUUUCCCACAAGCAGGUCUCUUUCUUCAGCACCGGUGUUAAUCUCUUUCUCCUCUUGCACUACUCUAUUGUUAUGCCCACAUCCGCCAUUUCCUAUCUUCUUGAAUCCCUAGCAUUGCCCUAGGCUCAGCUGACUGGAAAUAAGUGUGAUCUGUUGGGGGCACCGUGCGACAUCUUGGGCCUGUGUAGGGCAGAACCUCUACAGUUUGUGCUUGGGCUCCAAAUUUCUGAAGAGAAUUUUUAAACAACAAGUAAGAAAAGUCAUUUCGCAUAGAGAAGCAUUCUUCAUUCUGUUGUCCCUGCCUGGUACACAGCGCUGGAUGGAGCACUGGCGCUGUGUUUAUUACAACUCUUAGGGGAGCUGGCUCAUUGCUUGACUCAUGUCUCUUAGCGCUUAGCUGAAUUACUCAUAUUUUUAGCUUUAGCCACCUGUGCUAACUAGAGCUUUGAAGUCUAUACAAAUGUUACUAGGCUAUGACUUUUAAACACCUACCCCAGGAUGGUUGCUGGAUAACAUCUCUCUUAUCUAAGAAGACAAGCCCCUGUGUUACAAUCCAAGCCUCCACAGUCUUGUGGAUUAUUUCCUUCCACCAUAGUAGCCUCACUUUGCAUGGUGUGACUUACAGAUGCUGCCUUUCAUGAAUUCAGAUCUGUGUAAAAAAGAUAAGGAGAUUUGAUAUGUGGCUUGAUGAUCUCCUCUGGCCACUGAACUAGUAAUAGAACUCCACCUCCAGCUUUUCAUGGGCCUCAGUUCUGUUUGAGGCUUCCCUCAUGCCUGAUGUACCCCACUAUCCCACUGCUUUUGGAACAGAAGGUGGGAGUCCUUUGGAUGAGGGUUAUUCUUGGUGCUGUCAGCCCAAGUGUGGGACCCAGUCUUUGCCAUGGUUCUUAAAGACACUUCGUUCAGCAGCUUGGGCAGAUUGCAGUAUAGCAGGACACUUCAGUGCCCAUUGGGAUCCCUCCCUCAGAGUGGCUUGCUAAAACGUAGCCUGGGCUUGAUCUUAGAUCUGUUUCUAAGACCUUACUCGUUAACAUUAGGGUGGCUGUAUACUACUUCAUAUAUGUAAUCUCGAUAAACUGAAGCGGUUGAACCCCAGGGCCCCAGGGCUUUUCUCAUUUCCAUAAUCCCAUCAGCAGGGUUUUAGAACCAUCAAAGCCUGCCUGGAAAUGAACCUUACCAUCUCAAAACCCCUUAAAGCCCUCGGCAUUCACUUAGCUUCUUGGCACAGGUGUGUGCUUUGUCCUUCACACUCUUUAAAACUCUUCACCCAGUGGCUAAAACUUUAUAAAGGACCUUGCUCCCCCCAAAAAGGGAUUGAAGAAAAGCCAUGCCUUCUACAUCUGAGUUAUCCGCAAGUGUCACUUCUUCAGUUUGUUGGUAAUCCAUGGAGGCAUUUCAGAGUCACUCUUCCAGCCAUCUCAAGCACUUUAAAACAUAGCCCCUUUGUGUCAGAGAUGUCCUCUCCUGUGCCUCCCUGUGAACGGCUGUCCUCUGUCAGCAUCUCUUACUUAAGCACUGCCACUUUAUUUCUCCAUUUAAAUGUGUCCUUGCUUUUACCAGCCUGUUAACUUGAGUCCAGGUGCUUAGGAUAAAAUUGUUGUCAUUCUAUAAACUGUUCACCAUUCUUUAAGGCUUAUAUUUACCUCAGGAAACUUGCUCUAGUGUGUUCUCACCGAUUGAAAUCUCAAGUGGUAAAUACUUCUUUAUGCCUGCAAACUAAUUCUGUCUUAGUUCAGUGUCUUGGUUCAGUGAGCUGAAAGCUCAUUGGAGUAAAACAAGGAGUGCCUGCCAGCCCUGAUCCAGGGGCAAGAGGCUACUGCACCCAGAGUGACAGCUGUCAACAGGAGGAUGAAGGGAUUGCCUUUGGCAAUGACAGUGCCCUCUUCCUGGUCUGGAAUGGCAUAUUUCUCACGUUGCAGUCUGUGGAGCUAAGUCCCCCAGCAUUUUUGGGAAAUUUUUGAAAAUGAAUUUAGUUGUAAAGUCAAGCUAAGCAAUUUCCACUGCAGGCUUCACAAGCAAGGAGCUGCUCACCCCUCUCACCCUGGUGCUGAGAACAGUUUUAGACACGGUUAGUGCCCCUUGGACACUGAUGGCACCGUUAGCUGUCUCUGGGGAGGACGAACAUGUUCACUUGUGUGGGCAGGCAGUGGCUGUGUCUGUCACACUGUAGUGCCCGGCUGUCUGGUAAAGGCUCUUGGUGGGAGAACUGUUACUGGAAAGCUGGGCAGUUUGGGUUAGCUCCAUGCACUGAUUAUGCUGUGCACAUCUUCCCCUUGACUGUGAAUGCUCUUACAAGGUAAUUUACAUAUUUGCUUUCUGUUGAAGUAACUGAAAGUGUUAAAUCUACCAGUUGUUUAUGUCUUGUAUACAGAGUGUCAUAUGUAUUUAAGUUGUGUAUUUUUAUAGAGUAAAGUCAAAUAGUAAACA
Messenger RNA from Phodopus roborovskii (desert hamster), 4376 nucleotides. RefSeq names its product DnaJ heat shock protein family (Hsp40) member C27 (gene Dnajc27). Lineage: Eukaryota; Metazoa; Chordata; Mammalia; Rodentia; Cricetidae. The coding region runs from base 111 to 932 and encodes 273 amino acids. The transcript is spliced from 7 exons. Gene Ontology annotation, molecular function: GTPase activity; GTP binding. The record is from RefSeq and is a predicted model, not a curated record.